Messenger RNA from Gorilla gorilla gorilla (western lowland gorilla), 1814 nucleotides. It is a transcript of the gene CCNA1, whose product is annotated as cyclin A1. The record is from RefSeq and is a predicted model, not a curated record. NCBI's taxonomy places the organism in Eukaryota, Metazoa, Chordata, Mammalia, Primates, Hominidae. The transcript is spliced from 9 exons. The coding region runs from base 344 to 1609 and encodes 421 amino acids.
GGGCGCCGCAGCCUGCGCAGCCCCGAGGACCCCGCGUCGCUCUCCCGAGCCAGGGUUCUCAGGAGCGGGCCGCGCAGGAGACGUUAGAGGGGGUUGUUGGCGGCUGUUGGGAGAACGGGUCACGGAAACAGUCCCUUCCAAAGCCGGGGCCAUCGUGGGGUGGGCGAGUCCGCCCUCCCAGGACGUGUGCAGACGGCCGCGGCCAGCCCCACCUGGCCCGGGCGGAGACGCACAGCUGGAGCUGGAGGGCCGUCGCCCAUUGGGCCCUCAGGGGCCUGAACGCCCAGGGGUCGCGGCGAGUCCACCCGGAGCGAGUCAGCAGCAGCCCGUGGAGUCUGAAGCAAUGCACUGCAGCAACCCCAAGAGUGGAGUUGUGCUGGCUACAGUGGCCCGAGGUCCCGAUGCUUGUCAGAUACUCACCAGAGCCCCGCUGGGCCAGGAUCCCCCGCAGAGGACAGUGCUAGGGCUGCUAACUGCAAAUGGGCAGUACAGGAGGACCUGUGGCCAGGGGAUCACAAGAAUCAGGUGUUAUUCUGGAUCAGAAAAUGCCUUCCCUCCAGCUGGAAAGAAAGCACUCCCUGACUGUGGGGUCCAAGAGCCCCCCAAGCAAGGCUUUGACAUCUACAUGGAUGAACUAGAGCAGGGGGACGGAGACAGCUCCUCGGUCAGAGAGGGGAUGGCGUUGGAGGAUGUGUAUGAAGUAGACAUCGGCACACUCAAGUCAGGCCUGCACUUCCUGCUGGAUUUCAACACAGUUUCCCCUAUGCUGGUAGAUUCAUCUCUCCUCUGCCAGUCUGAAGAUAUAUCCAGUCUUGGCACAGAUGUGAUAAAUGUGACUGAAUAUGCUGAAGAAAUUUAUCAGUACCUUAGGGAAGCUGAAAUAAGGCACAGACCCAAAGCACACUACAUGAAGAAGCAGCCAGACAUCACGGAAGGCAUGCGCACAAUUCUGGUGGACUGGCUGGUGGAGGUUGGGGAAGAAUAUAAACUUCGAGCAGAGACCCUGUAUCUGGCUGUCAACUUCCUGGACAGGUUCCUUUCAUGUAUGUCUGUUCUGAGAGGGAAACUGCAGCUCGUAGGAACAGCAGCUAUGCUUUUGGCUUCGAAAUAUGAAGAGAUAUAUCCUCCUGAAGUAGACGAGUUUGUCUAUGUCACCGAUGAUACAUACACAAAACGACAACUGUUAAAAAUGGAACACUUGCUUCUGAAAGUUCUAGCUUUUGAUCUGACAGUACCAACCACCAACCAGUUUCUCCUUCAGUACUUGAGGCGACAAGGAGUGUGCGUCAGGACUGAGAACCUGGCUAAGUAUGUAGCAGAGCUGAGUCUACUUGAAGCAGAUCCAUUCUUGAAAUAUCUUCCUUCGCUGAUAGCUGCAGCAGCUUUUUGCCUGGCAAACUAUACUGUGAACAAGCACUUUUGGCCAGAAACCCUUGCUGCAUUUACAGGGUAUUCAUUAAGUGAAAUUGUGCCUUGCCUGAGUGAGCUUCAUAAAGCGUACCUUGAUAUACCCCAUCGACCUCAGCAAGCAAUCAGGGAGAAGUACAAGGCUUCAAAGUACCUGUGUGUGUCCCUCAUGGAGCCACCUGCAGUUCUUCUUCUACAAUAAGUUUCUGAAUGGAAGCACGUCCAGAACUUCACCUCCAUAUCAGAAGUGCCAUUAAUCGUCAUAGGCUUCUGCACGUUGGAUCAACUAAUGUUGUUUACAAUAUAGAUGACAUUUUAAAAAUGUAAAUGAAUUUAGGUUCCCUUAGACUUUAGUAGUUUGUAAUAUAGUCCAACAUUUUUUAAACAAUAAACUGCUUGUCUUAUGA